Molecule: messenger RNA, 831 nt
Organism: Pelobates cultripes (western spadefoot toad)
Lineage: Eukaryota; Metazoa; Chordata; Amphibia; Anura; Pelobatidae
Source: the annotation of a GenBank genome assembly
AUGGGUAGACUCGCCCUUUAUCGCAGGUUUAUUGACGACAUUCUUAUUGUCUGGAAGGGUGGUUGGGAUGAAGUAGAAGAUUUUAUGGCACAUAUUAAUGACAACCAAUGGGGUCUUUCUUUUACCUAUAAGAAACACAAAUCCACCAUAGAGUUCCUGGAUCUUACCCUUAUUGGAACUAUAAGUUCGAUUGUCACCAAAACUUUUCAAAAAAGUGUGGAUGUCAAUGGCUAUCUACAUGCCAUGAGUGGGCAUCAUCCCACAUGGAUACAAAAUAUACCUUUAGGACAAUUUACCAGGAUCAGGCGUAACUGCUCCUAUGUGAGUGAUUACGAGAAAGAGUCACUGGUUCUGUCCCGACGUUUUGUAGAGAAAUCCUAUCCAUUGAACAAUAUUUUACAAGCUUAUCUAAAGGGCCAUAAUUAUGGCAUGGAAUCAAGUUCUGGUGUUGAGAAUGGGAUGGUUUUUGGGGUAAAUCCUCCUUUACUAUUCCUAAAUCCAGAACAUGACCAUACAAAAGAACAUUUUAGGAUUCUUGAACUUUUGAACUCUAGUAUUUCUUCAAAUAAAGCUAAAAGAGCGAAAUUCAACAUCAGUACCAAAGAGGUUGGUACAGGGAGAACACCCAUAUUCUCUACCACCUUUAAUAAGGGCUAUGAUGAUAUCAUUGAAAUACUUAACAAACAUUGGCCCAUAUUGAUUAAAGAUCCUUGGUUGUCAUUCUGUGUGUCUGGGACCCCAAGGGUCACCUUUAGAAGGGCACCAAAUUUGAAGAAUAUUUUAGCCCCUUCUAAAUUACGUAGCCCAACUACACUUCAUCAGACAACUGCU